Molecule: messenger RNA, 4344 nt
Organism: Dipodomys spectabilis (banner-tailed kangaroo rat)
Lineage: Eukaryota; Metazoa; Chordata; Mammalia; Rodentia; Heteromyidae
Product: store-operated calcium entry regulator STIMATE
Exons: 8
Coding region: 62-946 (294 amino acids)
Biological process (GO): activation of store-operated calcium channel activity
Cellular component (GO): membrane; cortical endoplasmic reticulum
Molecular function (GO): calcium channel regulator activity
Source: RefSeq, a predicted model, not a curated record
GCGCGGCCCCGGCCGCAGUGAGACGAGGCGGGGCGUCGCCGCGCCCUCCCGCCAGGCCGCUAUGCAGGGGCCCGCCGGGAACGCGAGCCGCGGACUGCCAGGCGGGCCGCCUUCCACGGACGCGUCCGGGGCGGGCCGCUGCGAGAGCGGCGCGCUCAUGCACAGUUUCGGCAUCUUCCUGCAGGGGCUGCUCGGCGUCGUGGCCUUCAGCACGUUGAUGCUUAAACGCUUCAGAGAACCAAAGCAUGAAAGACGACCAUGGAGGAUAUGGUUUUUAGACACUUCCAAACAAGCCAUAGGGAUGCUAUUCAUCCACUUUGCAAAUGUGUACCUUGCAGACCUUACUGAAGAGGACCCUUGUUCACUGUACCUCAUCAACUUUCUUCUGGACGCCACUGUGGGCAUGCUGCUUAUCUAUGUGGGAGUGCGUGCUGUCAGCGUCUUGGUGGAGUGGCAGCAGUGGGAAUCCCUGCGUUUUGGCGAAUAUGGAGAUCCUCUGCAGUGUGGGGCCUGGGUUGGGCAGUGUGCCCUUUACAUUGUGAUCAUGAUCUUUGAAAAGUCGGUCGUCUUCAUCGUUCUCCUCAUACUCCAGUGGAAAAAGGUGGCACUACUGAAUCCUAUUGAAAACCCAGACCUGAAACUCGCCAUCGUUAUGCUGAUUGUACCCUUCUUUGUCAAUGCAUUGAUGUUUUGGGUAGUAGACAAUUUCCUCAUGAGAAAGGGGAAGACGAAAGCUAAACUAGAAGAAAGGGGAGCCAACCAGGACUCAAGGAAUGGGAGCAAGGUCCGCUACCGAAGGGCAGCAUCCCAUGAAGAGUCUGAAUCUGAGAUCCUGAUCUCGGCAGAUGAUGAAAUGGAGGAGUCAGAUGCAGAGGAGGACCUCCGCAGACUAACCCCACUUAAGCCUGUGAAGAAAAAGAAGCAUCGCUUUGGGCUGCCUGUAUGACACAUUCCCUUGCAGGAGAUGACAGGUUUGGGGCCAACCUGGCUGCUGGAUCAGCAGAUGGUCACCCCACAGCAUUAUCCCUUCCUUCCUCUCUGCCUCUCCUCUUCUACCUCCAUUCCUCUUGCUGUCUCCUGCUCUCUGCCUACCCCAGACUACUGUGACUUAAAAGAGGAAAGAGGAACCAGCAGCCAGGGAUGCUGUGGGCAGCUGGAGGGCCCCUGCUCAGUUGCACUACAAACACUGACCAAAUAUGCAAGCUAAGAGCUUUGUUUGUUUGUUGUUGUCCUGAACAGUGUUGUGAGGGACCCUAUGUCUGACUGAGUGGCAUGGUGGAAGAAACCAUAGCACAUACAGACCUUGGUGGGUCUUCACACCGAGGCUGCUGACUCUAUGGACUUAUGUUGUGCUUGGGGUUGACAGUCAUUCAUUGACCAAGUUGGAAUUAGAAUGCUUUCUUACUCCAAGUGGCUUUUUGUAACUCUUGAUUUCUAAAGCCUGUUUUACGAGCUAUGACAGUGUUACUGUUUUUUGAGUAUGUGUUUAUUUCCUACAAAAUACCUACGCACUAAUGGGCAAAACAUAGAUUUUUAAGUCUUCCGUAUGCUAUUGACUUUUAUACUUUUAAGUUAUAUUUUUAUACUAUUGUAUUUAAAAACUUUUUAAACCCCAAAGAAGUGGAUUUGUUUGCCUUUCAUGGGGUAUGAGCUGGAGAGAGAAAAAAGUCAGGAGUUUUUUUGUUGGCACUGUUGUUAAGUAAUGUCUGGUAAUAAGAUGAGGUAAAUGAUCCUGUAGGAGAGAUAAAUGAUAAAUGAUAGCCUUUAUCUGGAAAUAGAAGGCUGGUGAUGUGUGAAGGUGAAGCAUGAGCAUGAGGCAGCUUUUCUGAAGGUGAUCUGGGUGCCCCAGUGUGUGGAUCAGGAAGGCUUCUUCUAGGGCCCAUGAGCUCAUUGGCAUUUCUGCUGGCAGGUUAUAGACCUUGGUUACAUGUGACUGAGAAAGAAGUUCAGGAGUUAGAACUUUGUGUAGCAAGGAAUCACAACCACCAGGCUACCCUUGCUUGUUCCCUGUCUCUCUUCAUAGUCUCAACCUCUUUGCCACCAUUGUGGGAGUUACAGAGCCAGCCUCUGCCCUACCUGUCACCUGCUGCCAUCUGCUUGCUUGUACAACAACUGAAGAACAUCCAUUUGGCUAGAUGAGCUUGCUUUCGCACACUCCAAAGCUGUGAGGUAGCUGAAGAGGCAAGAGAGCCAGCUGUCUAAAUUCACGAGAACAUGAAGUACUUCUAGACUGUGCUCCCAUUCUCCCCCUUGGGUUGACAUCCACUCCUCAAUAUGGCCACUGGUACUCUUAGUUUGCUUUAGGGUGGAACAGGGCAACCCUGCAACUGUCCCUGCUAUAGAAGCAACAAGGUGGAACUGCCCACUGUUUGUUCAAGCCAAGAAGCAGCCAUGGACAUUUAGGAACAGAAAAGUGCUUUGCUACAGUGCUAGCUAGAAGUGAGAUGACCCAGGCUUUAGAUGAGACUAGUAUACAGGGAGAUUACUCUAAUCAGAGCCCUCUCCUUAAGCCCUAUGUAAAAAUAUGUUUUACUUAAGCAUGAAUCUGGAUAUGCUUCUGUGUGAGCCAAGUGGUUAGAUGAGGCACUUGGGACUAUCUUCUGCCACUCAGCUAGUAAGAUGGCAUCUGUCUGGGGCCUGCAUUACUCCAGUUCUCAGGUCUUCCCUCUACCUACUAUUAUCCUAUGGCUGUGGUCUUUCCCCACCCCAUCUCUAGUGAGACCUUACUAAGUUGUAUUUGGGAAGAGGACUGGCAUGUCUGGAGAGACAGUUCCUGGUGGCUUUGCUGGUGCAGUGCUUGUUCUCCCUUUCUGUUCCAUUAUACAUUGGCCAACCUGUAACAUAGCUGUUUCUGCCACCUUUGUUGACACCUUCCUGGAGCUCAGAGUCAGGGCUUCACUUCACUUUCAGAGUCAGGGCUUUGACUUUAGAGACUCUUUGUGUCUCUAAACCAGGCAUAGAAAUAAGGGAUCCACACUAUGAAGCAUGGCAACUCCAGAUUGUAUAGGUUUCAGAUGACCGCAUCUUCAGGCUCAUCCCAACUCCUGCUGAGCAGUGGCUUGGAGGACAGUGAACACAGGUAUUCUCCUGUGGGUUUUUGUGAUCUUCAAUAAAUAGGCUUUAGUCUCUGACCUGCAUCUAAUUAGUGGCACAAUAAGAAUGGAAUUCUAACAGAUGUCUCAUCAAACCAGUGGGCUCCUGGUUUGCAGGUUUGGGCAGUUUGGCAUCCAUCACAUGUUUUGCCUUACCUUUCUGUGUGGAUGGUUAUACAUACACAUCCCUGGGAGAGCCUCUGGUGAUCACUGUCCCAUGAGAGUGGAUGCAGAGAACUGUGGUCAGGGCUUUCUCCUGAACUGUCUUUCCUCCCUGGGUUGAGUUUCCUCACCACCUGCUCCACAGUGCCUUAUGAGGUUACAGCCCUUCACUGGCCAAUGUCAAGCAGCACUAUGCUUGAAAAAUGACAGAAUGAAUACUAUUAUAUGCUGUCAAUUUGAUUUUUCUAAGUCUGGACCUUGGCCAAGGCACUCAUGGUAGAAACUUGAAAAUCAAGGUCAUAAAGGAAUUUCUUAUUAUCAGUAAAAAUAAACUAAUGAGUCAAAUGAGCUUUCAUUUGAUUGGAAGAGAUGAUAGUUUUCAUUCCUUCAACUCUCGGUAGGACAUGGAUAAUGUCAAGGGGGCAGUGGCUUCUCAGUCUGUUCAGCCUGAAGAUGUGUGAGGUGAAGGUUCAUGAGCGCCUCAACUUCUAAGCACACUGGUGGCCUCCUGCCUCAACCUUUAACUCAUGCCCUCUAUCACAACAAGUGUUAGGAUAUAAUGUCACCUCUUAUGCCUCUUUCUUCAGGGAAAAUGUACAGUGUCUCAAAUGCAAGUUGUAACUUUCCUUCAAUAGUAUAGACUGUAUGCUGAGUCUAGAAUCCUCAUUUGAAGACUGCUUCAGGACAGUCCUCCAGACUGCAGUUCAUUGGCUUUCUUUUUUCCAGCUAAGCUAAGAUAGGUGGCCUGAGGGGUCCUUGUGAGAUGUUGGUAAUCCUUGAGGGUCUUUGUGUUCAGUGAGGAACUUGUGGUCUGACUUGCUUUGAGCAUCUUGAGUUCUGGGUGGGUGGGAAGGUUGGCUGGUUGGUUAACUCAUUGGUUGGUUUGGUUGGUUUACAUUUGAUUUCUCUUUCCAUGGAGUUUAUUAGAAGCAAGUUGUGUGAGCAAAACCAUGCCCACAUUAGCUGCCAUCCAAGUGGGGAUGUUUGUCGGUGGGAGUAUUAUGCAUCACGGCAACACAUUUUUUUAAAUGAAAGGGAAGACCGAUGUACCUACAUUGUAAAAUGGUUUACAAUAAAGUUUCACAUCUUA